This is a messenger RNA of Mustela erminea (ermine), 5161 nucleotides long. RefSeq names its product integrin subunit alpha 10 (gene ITGA10). Gene Ontology annotation, cellular component: integrin complex; external side of plasma membrane. Lineage: Eukaryota; Metazoa; Chordata; Mammalia; Carnivora; Mustelidae. Gene Ontology annotation, biological process: cell-cell adhesion; cell-matrix adhesion; cell adhesion mediated by integrin. Gene Ontology annotation, molecular function: integrin binding. The record is from RefSeq and is a predicted model, not a curated record.
CAGAGGACUUCACGCGGGCAGAGAACAGGCAGGCAUGGAACUCGCCCUCAUCCCUCACCUGCUCUUGCCAGUGAUGUUCCUGACAGGUCUGUGCUCCCCCUUUAAUCUGGAUGUGCAUCGCCCACGCCUAUUCCCAGGGCCACCUGAGGCUGAAUUCGGAUAUAGCGUCUUACAACAUGUCGGGGGUGGACGUCGAUGGAUGCUGGUGGGUGCCCCCUGGGAUGGGCCUUCAGGUGACAGAAGGUGAUGUUUAUCGCUGCCCUGUAGGAGGUUCCCACAGUGCUCCAUGUGCCAAAGGCCACUUGGGUGACUAUCCGCUGGGAAAUUCAUCUCAUCCUGCUAUGAAUAUGCACCUGGGAAUGUCUUUACUAGAGACAGACAAUGAUGGGGGAUUCAUGGCUUGUGCCCCUCUCUGGUCCCGUGCUUGUGGCUCCUCUGUCUUCAGUUCUGGGAUAUGUGCCCGUGUAGAUGCUUCAUUCCGGCCCCAGGGAAGCCUGGCACCCACCGCACAACGCUGUCCCACCUACAUGGAUGUUGUCAUCGUCUUAGAUGGCUCCAACAGCAUCUACCCCUGGUCUGAAGUUCAGACUUUCCUGCGAAGACUGGUAGGGAGACUGUUUAUUGACCCAGAGCAGAUACAGGUGGGACUUGUACAGUAUGGGGAGAGCCCUGUGCAUGAGUGGUCCCUGGGAGAUUUCCGAACCAAGGAAGAAGUGGUGAGGGCAGCGAGGAACCUGAGUCGACGAGAGGGACGAGAAACAAAGACUGCCCAAGCAAUCCUGGUGGCCUGCACAGAAGGAUUCAGUCCAUCCCGUGGGGGCCGACCAGAGGCUGCCCGGCUGCUGGUGGUUGUCACCGAUGGAGAAUCGCAUGAUGGGGAGGAGCUUCCUACAGCACUGAAGGCCUGUGAGGCUAGAAGAGUGACCCGCUAUGGGAUCGCGGUCCUUGGCCACUACCUCCGGAGGCAGCGAGACCCCACCUCUUUCCUGCGGGAAAUCAGGACGAUCGCCAGUGACCCAGAUGAGAGAUUCUUCUUCAAUGUCACCGAUGAAGCUGCACUGACUGACAUUGUAGAUGCACUGGGAGACCGGAUUUUUGGCCUUGAGGGGUCCCGUGGAGAAAAUGAAAGCUCUUUUGGCCUGGAAAUGUCUCAGAUUGGUUUCUCUACUCAUCGGCUGAAGGAUGGGAUUCUCUUUGGAAUGGUGGGGGCCUAUGACUGGGGGGGCUCUGUGUUAUGGCUUGAAGAUGGUCACCGCCUUUUCCCCCCACGGACAGCCCUGGAAGAUGAGUUCCCUCCUGCUUUGCAAAACCACGCAGCCUACUUGGGUUACUCUGUUUCCUCCAUGCUUUUGCGGGGUGGACGCCGCCUCUUUCUCUCAGGGGCUCCUCGGUUUAGACAUAGAGGAAAGGUCAUCGCCUUCCAGCUUAAGAAAGAUGGGGCUGUGAGGGUUGCCCAGAGCCUCCAGGGGGAGCAGAUUGGCUCCUACUUUGGCAGUGAGCUCUGCCCAUUGGAUAUGGAUGGGGAUGGAACAACCGAUGUCUUACUUGUGGGUGCCCCCAUGUUCCUGGGACCCCAGAACAAGGAAACAGGACGUGUUUAUGUGUAUCUGGUGGGUCAGCAGUCCUUGCUGACACUCCAGGGGAUGCUUCAGCCAGAACCCCCCCAGGAUGCUCGGUUUGGCUUUGCCAUGGGUGCCCUUCCUGAUCUGAACCAAGAUGGUUUUGCUGAUGUGGCUGUGGGGGCGCCCCUGGAGGAUGGGCAUCGUGGAGCACUGUACCUGUAUCAUGGCACCCAGAGUGGGCUUAGGCCCCGGCCCGCCCAGAGGAUUGCUGCCAUCUCCAUGCCACAGGCCCUCAGCUACUUUGGCCGGAGUGUGGACGGCCGGCUGGAUCUGGAUGGAGAUGACCUGGUAGAUGUGGCUGUGGGGGCGCAGGGGGCAGCUGUCCUGCUCAGCUCCCGGCCCAUCGUCCACCUGGCCCCCUCCCUGGAGGUGACCCCACCAGCCAUCAGUGUGGUUCAGAGGGACUGCACCCGGCGAGGCCAGGAGGCAGCCUGCCUAUCUGCAGCCCUUUGUUUCCAAGUGACCUCGCGCACUCCCGGCCGCUGGGAUCGCCGAUUCUAUCUGCGCUUUACAGCAUCCCUGGAUGAGUGGACGGCAGGGGCACGUGCUGUGUUUGACGGCUCUGGCCAGAGGCUGUCCCCGCGGCGGCUCCGGCUCAGUGUGGGAAAUGUCACUUGUGAGCAGCUGCGCUUCCACGUGCUGGAUACCUCUGAUUACCUCCGGCCACUGGCCUUGACUGUGACCUUUACAUUGGACAACACCACGAAGCCGGGGCCUGUGCUAGAUGAGGACUCACCCACCUCCAUAAGAAAGCUGGUCCCCUUCUCGAAGGACUGUGGCCCUGACAAUGAAUGUGUCACAGACCUGGUGCUUCGGGCUAAUAUGGACAUCAAAGGCUCCAGGAAGGACCCAUUCGUGGUUCGAGGGGGUCGGCAGAAAGUGUUGGUGUCAGCAACCCUGGAGAACAGGAAGGAAAAUGCCUACAACACUAGCCUGAGUCUCAGCUUCUCUAGAAACCUCCACCUGGCCAGUUUCAUGCCUCAGAGGGACAGCCCAGUGAAGGUGGAAUGCACCACCCCUUCUCCCCAUAUCCGGCUCUGCAGUGUGGGGCACCCUGUCUUUCGGACUGGAGCCAAGGUGACCUUCCUGCUGGAGUUUGAGUUUAGCUGCUCUACCCUCCUGAGCCAGGUGCUUGUGAGGCUGACUGCCACCAGCAACAGCCUGGAGAGAAAUGGGACCCUUCAAGAUAACACAGCCCGGACCUCAGCCCACGUUCAAUAUGAACCCCACCUUCUAUUCUCCAGUGAGUCCACUCUGCACCGCUAUGAGGUUCACCCAUACGGGACCCUCCCGGUGGGUCCCGAAUUCAAAACUACUCUUAGGGUUCAGAACCUUGGCUGCUAUGUGGUCAGUGGCCUGGUCAUCUCAGCCCUCCUUCCAGCUGUAGCCCAUGGGGGCAAUUACUUCCUGUCAUUGUCUCAAGUCAUCACAAACAAUGCAAGCUGCACGGUACAGAACCUGACCAAGCCCCCAAGGCCCCCUGUGCACCCAGAGGAGUUUCAGCACACAAGCAGACUGAAUGGGACGAACACUCACUGUCAAGUCGUGAGGUGCCAUCUUGGGCGACUGGCAAAGGGGACUGAGGUCUCUGUUGGACUACUGAGGCUGGUUCACAAUGAAUUUUUCCGGAGGGCCAAAUUCAAGUCUCUGACAGUGGUCAGCACCUUUGAGCUGGGAGCUAAGGAGGGCAGUGUCCUACAGCUGACUGAAGCCUCUCGUUGGAGUGAGAGCCUACUGGAGGUGAUUCAGAUGCGCCCUGUCCUCAUCUCCCUGUGGAUCCUCAUUGGCAGUGUCCUGGGAGGGCUGUUCCUGCUUGCUCUCCUUGUCUUCUGUCUUUGGAAGCUUGGCUUCUUUGCCCGAAAGAAAAUCCCCGAGGAAGAAAAAAGAGAAGAGAAGUUAGAGCAAUGAAUGUAGAAUAAAGCCCUAGAAAGUCCUCUUGGCAGCUUCUCCAAAAGACUUGAGUGAGAGCCGAGGUUUGGGGGCUCAGCUGGACAAGAAGAGCCUCUAGACUGUCUCCCCAGACCUGCAGCCUGACUUGACUUUUGAGUCAUGAGGAUGCUGCUGGCAAGAGAUGAGGCCUUACCUCAGAAGACAAGGGCUGGCGCCCAAAGCAGAAACACUCUCCCCCUGUGCUUCCCUUCUCAUGAUCCCACUGCCACAGUCAACCCUGGGGCCUUGGUUGGGUGCCCCUUUUUCCUUAUCCCCAGGAGUCAGGUUUUUUGCCCAGGUUCCCUGGUAUCUUUUAGAUUCCCCCUACAAUCCUCCCUCAAAUUUGGAAAGGGUGAGGGCAGAUCCUCCUCCAUUCCCUGCCUCUCACCUUCCUGUCUGCUCCCCACUCCACAGAAGGGAGCUGAGUUGGCUUCAAAAAGUAAAGUCAACAUCUGCUGCUUUCCUGUGGAGUCUGGUGAUUCAGAGAGCCGGAUGGGGAGAGUCAACAGGAAAAAAGGAGGGAGGAGGAAAAGCCACAAGAGACAUUCUGUACAAUUCCAAGGAACAGAGAAGUCUUUAGACGGGCAACUGCCAUCCCCCUGAAACCUGAGACUUCAUGGUGCCCUGGCCCGCCCUCAGGUGCCUGUGAAACCGAGCUGCCCCUGGCCUUCGGGGCACGGGUUUCCCAACUCGUGGCCUUCCCUGGGAGCAAAGCCAGGGCAGGGCGCCUGAUUCUCUGGAGCCACGGGCCCCCAGGUGGCUAGAGCUGGAAUAGCAGAGAAGAGUCUCGUUGCUUUGGUCAUGGCCAGGGGAGAGAGUUGGAUACCCUCGGGGGUGUUUUCUUCUCUCUCGGGUCUCACACACUCACGAGCCCUUCUUAGGGUCACCUUCUAGAAACCAGAGAGAAGGGAGACGAUUUCCUCUUGAUGGUGGGAAACCCUUUCACCGGCUUUGGGAAGCAGCAGCUCCAUGGGGUUCUAAACACUCCAUAAACCUUAGUCAGGUCUGCAUUGAUGAAGAAGCCAAAGUGGGUGACAGGAGGUCUCUGGGGAGCAAGCCCUUAUAUGCUUAUCAUUGGUUGUGUGGCCCAAAUAGCUCCUAGGAAAAUGUUUUUGGGGCCAUUGAAGUCAUUCCUGGUAGGGCUUCUCUGGUGGAACCAGUUUGCCAGCCCUUUCCUGAUAUUUACUGGAAAGUUCCAAUUUCCAUCUCUGGGUCACCUGGUGAGGUGGUCCUGACCAGUAGUAGAGCGAAUUAGAUUCUCCACCAAUAACCUAUAAUUAAUAAUAACGUAUAAUUAGAUUCUCCACUGAAUAACGUAUAUUUCUUUGUCAUCAAGACUUUGGAUACCAAAGUCUGUUAUUGGUCUCCAAGCUGUGGUUCUGAUGGCCAUUUGAAGAAUCUGCACCUGUUUUGUGCUGAGAGGAGAGGAGACCUGACCGGGCAGUUGACCAGCAGUCACAGAACUUGUUCUUCAGGGCUAUUCUUGUGGUCUGGGCACAAUGUUUAUCUUGGCACGUCUCUGGUCUUCUGCAUAGGACAUUGUCUCUGUUUCCUAGCAGGGUGGACAGCGUAUCAUAUGGUCAGAACAAAUAAAGUUCAGUGUCAAAUUA